AUGCAGCUCAUUCACCUCCUCCUCUUCCUCUUUCUCCUCCUCCUCCCUGGAAUGUGGGCAGACCCAGAGGCAGAGCCACAGGUUUUCCAGCUACUCCAGACCAGCCUCUUCACCAACAUCAGCUCUGCUGAGGUGUCUGGGGUGGCUCUCCUGGGGGACGUGCCCAUAUUUGCACUGGAUCCUGCCAAAUGGAGCAUCCGUUUCCACUGGCCCUGGGCUCGCCAGGCCACAGCCGAGGGAGACGCAGAGAAGAUCAUGUCCCACUCCAAGCUCUUUCUGCGCAAUAUGGUCCGAUAUGUGCAUGAAACAGCCCAGCAGGCGCAACUGGACUACCCAUUGGUGAUCCAGAUCCGUGCAGGCUGUGUGCUGCACUCCAACAGGACAAGCUGGGGCUUCAUGGAUGUUGGGGUGGGUGGCAGAGACCUCAUAACUUUUGAGGUGGAGAGGCAGCACUGGGAACCCCUGCAGCCAUCCCUGCUAGCAGAUCUGGUCAGCAAGUCUCUUACCAGCAAGAAGGCCGUGACAGGGGUCCUGGAGCACAUCUUGUCCAUCUCCUGCCAGAGCCACAUCCUCACCCUGUGCAAGUAUGGGAAGGCCGAUCUGGAGAGACAAGAGCUACCCGUGGCCACGGUCUUUGCCCGCACACCCAGCCCAGCCCAGAUCCUGCUGGUUUGCCAUGUCACUGGCUUCUACCCACGGCCCAUCAGCGUGGCCUGGCUGCGGGAUGGCCAGGAGGUGCCACCAGGCCCGGCGCUCAACACCAGCACCAUCCUGCCCAACGCCGACCUCACCUACCAGCUCCGCAGCGUGCUGGCCGUGGCCCCCGGUGAUGGGCACAGCUAUGCCUGCCGCGUGCACCACCGCAGCCUGGGCACCCGCAGCCUCCUCAUCCCAUGGGAAAACCGCAGCACAGCUCCAGCUGUCGCCAUCGCCAUCUCAGUGGUGCUCCUUGUGGCCACAGCCUCUGCUGGGGGCGUUUGGUGGUGGAAGCACAGGAAAGGUGGCAAGGCCACAUGGGAGACCCCAGAGUUCAUCAUUUGA
This is a messenger RNA of Phaethon lepturus (White-tailed tropicbird), 1041 nucleotides long. RefSeq names its product T-cell surface glycoprotein CD1b-3-like. Lineage: Eukaryota; Metazoa; Chordata; Aves; Phaethontiformes; Phaethontidae. The record is from RefSeq and is a predicted model, not a curated record. The coding region runs from base 1 to 1041 and encodes 346 amino acids. Gene Ontology annotation, molecular function: exogenous lipid antigen binding; endogenous lipid antigen binding; lipopeptide binding. Gene Ontology annotation, cellular component: external side of plasma membrane. The transcript is spliced from 6 exons. Gene Ontology annotation, biological process: antigen processing and presentation, endogenous lipid antigen via MHC class Ib; positive regulation of T cell mediated cytotoxicity; antigen processing and presentation, exogenous lipid antigen via MHC class Ib.